AUGAGUAAGAACUCCAUCGACUGGUUGCUACAAGACUUGAACCCUCAAGCUAUGUCUUUCUCUUAUUUGAUUUUGGCCACCUUCCUUUUAGCUUCAAUCGUCUUGCUGAUUAUUUUCUCAAGGGGCCCCAAAAACAAGAGUCUUCCAAAAGGGUCUCUCGGGUUCCCGAUAGUCGGCGAAACCCUGAGUUUUCUAAUAGCUCAGAGAAAGGAGCAAGGCGCAAAAUGGGUAGAGGAGAGGAUUUCCAAGUACGGUUCCGUGUUCAAAACCUCUUUAAUGGGCUCGCCGACGGUCGUCAUCAUUGGCCAAGCCGGUAACAAGUUCAUACUCACUGCAGACGAUGAUGUCCUCGCCGCCCAACAACCCCCUACGAUCCAAGCCAUUGGUGGCAAAAACAAUCUUUUCGAACUCACCGGAUCCAGGUACAAGUUAAUAAAGGGGGCGAUGCUUGGCUUCUUGAAACCAGAAAGCCUGCAGAACUAUGUCAAAAGAAUGGAUGACAUAGUCAGAACCCUAAUUCUCGAAGAAAGCAGAGAGAGAGAUACCAUCAAGGCCGUCGUCUUCAUGAAGAAGCUCACCUUCAACGUAGCUUGCGACGUUCUCUUUGGCAUCAAGGAUGAGUUCACAAAGGAGAGACUCUUCGACGAUUUCAAUCUUUCCUUCAAGGCCAUCUGGUCUCUCCCACUGAACUUCCCCGGCACCGUCUUCCGGAGGGGGCUUCAAGCUAGGUCGAGGAUUGUGGACUGCAUUUUGCCGAUACUGAGGAAGAGGAAGGAGGAGAUCUCGGCAGGAACGAUGGACCCUAGGAGCGAUGUGAUAAGCUGCUUGCUGGCAUUGAGGGAUGAGAAUGGUGAAACGAUCGAUGAAGGGACGGUCGUCGACAACUUUGUCAUGUUGAUGAUCGCAAGCCACGAUACGUCGGCGAUUCUUUUGAGCUUGAUGAUAUGGAAGCUAGUGAGAGAUCCCAAGGUCUACAAGAGAGUCUUGGCAGAACAUGAGGAAAUUCUGAAGGGAAGAGACAAAGGAGGAGGACUUAGCUGGGGUGAUUUACAAAAGAUGAGAUACACAUGGAGGGUUGCUCAAGAGUUGAUGAGGCUCAUCCCUCCUGUGUUUGGCAGCUUUAGAAAAGCGCUUAAAGACAUUAGCUUUGGUGGCUACAAAAUUCCCAAGGGAUGGCAGGUACUCUGGGUCGCUUGGGGAACGCACACGAACGGCGACGUAUUCGAGAGGCCGGACGAGUUCGAACCGUCUCGCUUUGAGGGCCCGUCGAGGCCCAUCCCGCCCUUCACCUACCUCCCGUUCGGGGGCGGACUCCGGACAUGCAUCGGGAACGAGUUUGCGAGGGUGGAGACGCUCACGGUGGUGCACAACCUGGUGACGGGGUACGAGUGGUCGCAGUUGGAGCCGGAGGAGGUCAUCACUCGCCAACCCAUGCCUUAUCCCUCCAUGGGCCUACCGAUCAAGAUCAGGCCCAGAAAGAGCUCCUAA
Molecule: messenger RNA, 1488 nt
Organism: Rhodamnia argentea
Lineage: Eukaryota; Viridiplantae; Streptophyta; Magnoliopsida; Myrtales; Myrtaceae
Product: taxane 13-alpha-hydroxylase-like
Exons: 4
Coding region: 1-1488 (495 amino acids)
Biological process (GO): sterol metabolic process
Molecular function (GO): heme binding; iron ion binding; oxidoreductase activity, acting on paired donors, with incorporation or reduction of molecular oxygen
Source: RefSeq, a predicted model, not a curated record